GGAAAGGGAAGGGAAGGGGGGACUGGAAAAUUAAGCUUAUCCAAUUCCAAUUUCAAUUUCAAUUUCAAUUCCGGGGAUGAUGACGACGAGUUGCCCCUCUUUGCCUUUCAUGUCUGGUACUACUAGUAGCGGAAGAAGAGAUGCUUCUUUUACUAGCAGGAGGAGGACACCUCUCACCCCUUUCUUCUAUGCUGCUAACCCACAACAACAACAACUACGAUUGGGCAAGCCUCCACGCUUAUUCCGAUGCUCCGCCACCUCUGUUUCUUCUUCUUCUUCAACAUCAACGACAACAACAGGCACAGGCACUCCUCUGUUUUCUCUCUUGCUUGAAAUUGGUAUGACCCUCAAAGCCACGGAGGCUCUUUUCGAAUACCUAAAGUUUCAACCUUUCGAAUCCAUUCGCACCCAAAUCCAUUCUCUUCAAAACCUUGGUAUUCAUGGUCCUCUCCUGACCAGACUUAUUAGAAAAAGGCCCAAUCUUUUGAUUGCUCCUCAAGUCCAUUCCCUGCUUGCUUUUCUUUCCACCAACCAUCUCCUUCUCGACGGUGCUACCCUGAUUGAGCCUGCCCAGCUUGCACGCCUUUUGUCCGCUACAGACCCUCUCUAUUUGUCCGGUUUUGAAGCAAAGGUUCACUUGCUGUUGGAUCUUGGCAUUCCCUUACACAGCCUUCCUCAUGUUCUCAACAAUCUUAAUUUAUCUAAGGCCCUGUGUAUUAAGUCCUCUCAAGAUAUUCAUACUAUUAUCUCCUUUUUGAACCGCUUUGGUGGUAUGGACUUGAUACUUCGUCGUCCGGCCAUUCUCAAUUUUGAUCUCGAUACCCAGCUGGUCCCUAGAAUCGAGUUCUUUUUGAACAUGAGCGGGGGAGAUGAGGCUGCGACAACUACUGUUUUGCUUAAACUUCCUUUCAUCUUAGCCUACUCCGUCCAACACUAUACUAAUCAUGUUCACUUCUUCCGAUCUUUUGCUGGCUUGACCGAUGAUGAGAUUUUUAAAAUCAUACUCGUGUAUCCAAGCUUGUUUAGCGCUAGCCAGAAAAGGAAACUACAACCUCGGAUCGAAUUCCUUAAGCAAUGCGGUUUCACUUCCAAUGAAAUCUAUAAACUUUUAGUCAAAGCCCCUCUUUUUCUUAGCUUGUCGUUUGAAGAUAACCUUUCACAUAAAUUGGUUCUGUUGCUCAAGAUUGGGUAUGAACAUAGAACAAAGGAACUGGGUUUGGCGAUGGGAUGGGUGUGCAGAACUAGUUGUAAGAACAUGCAGGAGGUGAUUAGUCUCUUCUUGAAUUAUGGGUUGACUUGUGAAGAAAUUCUUGCCAUGGGAAAGAAACAUCCGCAAGUAUUGCAAUACAAUCAUAAAUCAAUGAAACAGAAAAUGGAUUACUUAACUGAGGACAUGGGGUAUGAAGUUAGAGAGAUGUUGGCAUUUCCUGCUUUCCUUGGCUAUGGAUUUCAUGGGAGGAUUAAGCAUAGGUUUGAAGCUAGUGGUAAAAUUUCAGGUGAAGGGGUGUCAAUUAACAAGCUAUUUAGCAUGUCUACAGCACGAUUCUCUAAGAAACAAGAACAGAAGUUGCCUGUUACCAUAACCAAAAGCAGGUGAACCCCUUUGGUUCUUUUGCUCCCUUCCUUAUCAACUACUACAUACUUUUGUUGAUUAUGUGCAUGUUAGCUGCAUGUUUCUCCUUACCAAUUCUUUGGUGGCAAGUGUGCCUCUCCCACCCUGGUGCACUUGUGUGAGAUUUGUGAAUUUUGUGUACUGAUUGGGGUUAGAACAUGAAAUUGUGGCUAUUAUAAAUUUUGGUUUUUACGAGCGAGAAUCUACAAAGCCUGUUUAUUCCUAGACAGUGAGAUUCUUUUUCUUGAUAUAAGAUUCUUCUUGUUAUAGUUCGUAUAGUUAUUAAUAAUAAUGGACAGGAUUGGUCCGGAAA
Messenger RNA from Erigeron canadensis, 1925 nucleotides. Its product is annotated as transcription termination factor MTERF8, chloroplastic. The transcript is spliced from 2 exons. Lineage: Eukaryota; Viridiplantae; Streptophyta; Magnoliopsida; Asterales; Asteraceae. The record is from RefSeq and is a predicted model, not a curated record. Gene Ontology annotation, molecular function: double-stranded DNA binding. Gene Ontology annotation, biological process: regulation of DNA-templated transcription. Bases 77 to 1597 code for a protein of 506 amino acids.